Colletotrichum scovillei is the source of this 2834-nucleotide messenger RNA. Its product is annotated as polysaccharide deacetylase. Gene Ontology annotation, biological process: carbohydrate metabolic process. The coding region runs from base 752 to 2656 and encodes 634 amino acids. Gene Ontology annotation, molecular function: hydrolase activity, acting on carbon-nitrogen (but not peptide) bonds; chitin binding. The record is from RefSeq and is a predicted model, not a curated record. Lineage: Eukaryota; Fungi; Ascomycota; Sordariomycetes; Glomerellales; Glomerellaceae. The transcript has 2 exons.
GCCAUCACCUUGGUUUCUCUUAAAAGCCAGACCCGCCCUGAUUUGGGAUUCAGUAUCUUGGCACCUCCGUUUGUUAUAUCGUCCAGAUUGAGCGUCCGCUCGUCGUCAUCAAGCGUCGCCAACUGCGGCCGCCACUUUGGUAGGAGCGUGAAGGAGGAGACUAACGGUGACUUGUGAGACGGACUUCAACGGGGAGCACAGAAUACCCAACACUGUUGCACGGAUGAUGGGCCAGCUAUUUCAGUGGCCCUUCAUCUUAUCUCCCGCGACUUGCAGGCCCUUCAUGUACGGGACCUUUUCGACCUUUUCUUCCCGUUUCCAUUUCCCAGCCAGCUGGGCAACUCUACAGACGCCAAGGCGAGCUAACAAGGUUGCUUUGCUUUUCCUGCAGGGCGGUGCAACGCCCAAGCGAGGAACCCCAACCAUGACUCGGCCUUGUUUGGGGAGUUGGGAACUUGGGACUGGAGUUCUUGGCCGUAAACCUUGGCAAUUAAAACGGGAUGAACAUGAAUGGGGUUGUUAGUGUGCUGCAAAGCUGACAACCCGCAUGGGCGCAUAGGGGGGUCCAUCGAGACUUGGCAUAGUCGGAUGGGAUAUAUGGGCGGCUCGCCAUGUCGACCUUUGGUAGUUUCUAGUCUUCCUCUUCUUCUUUACUGCUAGUCAACUGUCCGUCUUCUUCUUGUAAGACAACGUCACUCGUUUCUAACUACCAAAGUCAUUCUUUACAUAAUACUAGUCAUUCUUUCGCAUCAUGCAUUUCAAGACCGUUGCUACCUCGCUCCUCGUGGCCGGAGCCGCCGCCUCCCCCUUCCGCCGCCAGACCUCGAACGAGACCUUCUGCGAUGAGGACCUCCCCGCCCCUCAGCCGAGCAGCACCAAGGCUCACUUCCCGCCUUACCCCGUGAACACCACCAUCCCCGGUGUUCCCACUACUCCCGGCAGCUCCUAUCCUCCCCCGUCAAACCCCGGAAACGGAGGCAACACUGGUUCCGGCUCAGGAUCUGGCUCCGGCUCUUCUGGUUCUGGUUCCGGUUCCAACACUGGUUCCGGAUCUGGCUCCUCCAGCUCCGGCUCCAACACGGGCUCCAACACUGGCUCCAACACUGGCUCCAACACUGGCUCCAACACUGGCUCCAACACUGGCUCCAACACUGGCUCCAACACUGGCUCCAACACCGGUUCCAACACCGGCUCCGACAAGGGCUCCGACAAGGGCUCCGACAAGGGAUCUGACAAGGGCUCCAACGGCGGUUCCUACCCCGGAGGAGGCAAGCCUGGAUCUGGCGGGUCAUGGCCUUCCGCUGCUCCCUCCGCUGCCGCCUCUGCUCCCGCCGGCAACGUCCCCUCGUACCCGGGCAAGCCCCCCGCCGGCUCUUCUUACAUUCCCUUCCCCCAGAACACCAGCAUUCCCACCGCUGCUCCCUCCUUCACCACCGUUCCCGGUGUUGCUCUUCCCACCGAGCCCAUCGCCGUUCCCAGCACCACCGUCCCCGCUGGCAGCAACGACACCAUCCCGGCCUCCACCUCCAGCACGGCCUCCGGAUCCGCCUCCGCCAGCGCUACCGCCCCGGCCACCAACAUCCCCUACGGAGUUGCCAUUACCAAGUGCACUGUUGAGGGUGACUUCGCUCUGACCUUCGACGACGGCCCGUUCACUUACACCGAGCACGUCCUCGACCUCCUCGCUGAGGCUGGCGCCAAGGCCACUUUCUUCGUCAACGGCGAGAACUUUGGCAACAUCAACAACUUCCAGGAUGUCGUCAAGCGUAUGGUUGCCGACGGCCACCAGAUUGGCUCGCACACCUACAGCCACCCCGACCUCGCCACCCUGGGCGACGCCGACAUCAUCCCUGAGAUGACCACGCUCGAGGAUGCUCUCAUCAACAUCAUUGGAAAGUACCCCACUUACAUGCGCCCUCCUUACUUCAGCUGGAACGACAACACCCUCUCCAUCCUGAAGGCUCUUGAGUACCACGUUAUCCACGCCGAUAUCGACUCCCUCGAUUACGCCAACAACGCUCCCCUCGGCAACCUUACCAGCGUCGGUAUCUUCGAGAAGAGUGUCGACGCCGGUGGUUCCAUUGCCCUGGCCCACGAGGUUCACCAGAACACCGCCGAGUACCUCGUCCCCGAGUUCCUCCGCAUCAUCAAGGAGAAGGGCCUGAACGCUGUCACCGUCGGUGAGUGCCUGGGCGACGCCGAGGCCAACUGGUACAAGACCAAGCGCACCUCCACCCCCACCGCCACCGCUUCCAAGAUCGUCGUCUCCAUCACCAGCACCGCUACCCCCACCGGCGUCAUCGGCCCUGACGGCGCCUGCGGCGGCUCCAACAACUACGUCUGUGAGGCUGGCGCCUGCUGCUCCGAGUACGGCUUCUGCGGCACCUCCCAGGCCUACUGCGGUACUGGCUGCCAGCCGCUCUUCGGCGUCUGCGGUGUCGCCGGCCCCGUUGCCUCCGGCGGUGAUGCCACCUCCAGCGCCCCCGCUGCUACCCAGACCGCUGCCACCGGCGGCGUCAGCCCCGACAGCUCCUGCGGUGGCUCCAACGGCUACACUUGCCCUGACAGUACCUGCUGCUCUGAGUACGGCUUCUGCGGAACCACCACUGCUCACUGCGGCACCGGCUGCCAGCCCAUCUUCGGCACCUGCUCUUAAGCUGGCUGUCUAGCUGAGGGUCGUGUGCGUGUGUAUAUGUAAUAAUGGUUGCAUCACGUUGAUGUGGUUAUGGGACAAAAUCUUUCCUUUAUAUAUCCUAGAGCUGUGCAUAGAGUCAAUAAAGUGUGUAUCUACUUCAUCUUUGGAUAUAGCCAAACCUAGCCAUCGAAUAGCCCGC